Olea europaea var. sylvestris is the source of this 4927-nucleotide messenger RNA. RefSeq names its product pentatricopeptide repeat-containing protein At1g19720. Gene Ontology annotation, biological process: RNA modification. The transcript has 9 exons. The coding region runs from base 87 to 4748 and encodes 1553 amino acids. Lineage: Eukaryota; Viridiplantae; Streptophyta; Magnoliopsida; Lamiales; Oleaceae. The record is from RefSeq and is a predicted model, not a curated record. Gene Ontology annotation, molecular function: carbohydrate binding; protein binding; zinc ion binding.
CAGGUGAUCUCUGCAAUUGUUUGUGCUCAGGAAAAUCUUCUACAGACGCAUAAAAACUCGAAGAAAAGGAGAAAAAGCACUCUCCAAUGGAGAGUAUAGUUCUUCCCUGCAAAACCAUAACUCCGAAAAUCCCGGAAAUUUCCCACAGGCCAGCAAAACCCUUGAUAUCUUUAAAAAAUGCCCCUCCAAAACCUGACUCAAAAUUAGAUGCCCACUUAAAGAAUCUCUGCAAAAAUGGGCGCCUCAAUGAAGCCAUGGCCUCUUUAGACUUCAUAGUUAAUUGCGGAUCCACGGUAAAGUCCAACACUCUUUCGCACCUGAUUGACUCCUGCAUCGACUCCAGUUCACUUGACUUAUGCUAUAAGCUGCAUGGCUAUGUAAGAAAAUUGCUAAAGGACUCAGACCCGUUUGUUGAAACGAAGUUAGUUAGUAUGUAUGCAAAAUGUGGGUCACUUGAAAAUGCAUUUGAAGUGUUUGAUGCAAUGAGUGAGAGGAAUUUGUACGUGUGGUCUGCGAUAAUUGGGGCAUGCUCGAGGGAGAAGAAGUGGGGUGAAGUGGUGGAGCUUUUUUAUUCAAUGAUGGAGAGUGAUAAUAUUGUUCCGGAUGAUUUUUUGUUUCCCAAGAUUUUACAGGCUUGUGGGAACUGUGGUGAUUUGGAGACGGGGAGAUUGAUUCAUGGAAUAGUUACUAAAUGCAGGAUGAAUAGCCAAGUUCGCGUGAAUAAUUCAAUCCUCGCUGUUUACUCAAAAUGUGGGUGGUUGAACUCUGCAAAGAGGUUUUUUGAAGGAAUGGAGGUGAAGGAUAUAGUUUCUUGGAAUGCAAUAAUAACUGGUUAUUGUCAAGAAGGCGAGAUAAAGGAGGCACGCAGAUUGUUUGAUUUGAUGUGUGAAGAAGGCGUUGAACCAGGUGUUGUCACUUGGAAUAUAUUGAUUUCGAGUUAUAACCGGUUGGGAAAGUGUGACAUUGCCAUGGAAAUGAUGAAGGAGAUGGAGAAUUGUGGAAUCAUGCCAGAUGUCUUUACUUGGACUAGUGUGAUUUCGGGGCUUGCACAAAAUAAUAGGAGGUUGGAGGCAUUAGAAUUAUUCGGGGAGAUGCUUCUGUCUGGGGUUGGACCUAAUGAGGUUACGCUCAUGAGUGCUAUCUCAGCUUGUGCAUCUUUGAAAAAUUUAAGGAAAGGAAAGGAAAUUCAUUUGGUCGCCAUGAAGGUGGGGUAUGGUGAAGAUGUUCUAGUGGGGAAUUCACUUGUUGAUUUAUAUUCCAAGUGCAGGAAACUUGAGUCUGCUAGGCAGGUGUUUGAUAUGAUUUUGGAGAAGGAUGUCUAUACUUGGAACUCGAUGAUUGGUGGAUAUUGCCAAGCUGGUUACUGUGGGAAAGCACAUGACCUCUUUAUGAAAAUGCAGAAAUCAGAUGUAUUACCAAAUGUCAUUACAUGGAAUGUGAUGAUCACAGGUUACAUUCAAAGUGGAGAUGAAGAUCAAGCUAUGCAUCUUUUUCAAAGGAUGGAGAAGGAUGGAGGUAUUAAGCGAGACACUGCAUCAUGGAAUGCUCUUAUUGCUGGCUACUUACAGCAUGGACAGAGAGAUAAAGCAUUGGGCAUCUUCCGGCAAAUGCAGUCUUUUGGUGUAAAACCCAAUUCAGUUACUAUUUUGAGCAUCUUACCUGCAUGUGCAAAUUUAAUUGCUGGGAAAAAGGUGAAAGAGAUCCAUGGCUAUGCCCUACGUAGCAAUUUAGUGUCUGAGCUUGCAGUUGCAAAUUCCCUAUUAGACACGUAUUCCAAGUCGGGGAAUAUCAUUUCUUCAAAAUCCAUGUUUAAUGAAAUGUCAACCAAAGAUAUCAUUACCUGGAACACAAUGAUUGGUGGUUAUGUCCUGUACGGUUGUCCAUAUUAUGCAAUCCAGCUCUUUGAACAGAUGGGAAAAGAGGGAUUUAGACCAAACAGAGGUACAUUAGCAAGUAUGAUUUCGGCUUACGGUCAAGCUAAGAUGGUUGAUGAAGGGAGACAUCUUUUCUCUAGAAUGCCGGAGUAUUAUCAUGUUUUACCUUGUCUAGAUCAUUAUGCAGCAAUGGUAAAUUUACUUGGUCGUUCAGGGAAGCUUGACGAAGCAUUUAAGUUCAUUAAAGAUAUGUUUGUGGAGCCAGAUGUCUCUAUCUGGUCUGGUUUACUAACUGCAUGUUGUACCCACGGAAAUGUCAAACUGGCAGUCUAUGCUGGGAAGCGGUUGCUUGAACUGGAACCAGAAAAUGCCCUGGUUCGCAGGUUGGUUUCACAGCUAUAUGAUUUAAGUGGGAUUUCCAGGGAAUCUUUCAAAAUGAGAAGGCCUGGAAAAAGAAACGAUCCUAAAGAAUAUCUAGGAUGUAGCUGGAUUGAAGACAAAAAUGUAGUGCAUUCUUUUGUUGCUGGUGGUCAUCAUAAGCUAGAUGAUAAAUUUCUACUUUCUUAUACAAGGAGCACAGAGAUAAAAUCCAAGGAAACAGAGUACCGUGAUAGGCUUAGCAUUCAGGAAGAAGAGAUGGAAGAAACCGGAGGAGUUCAUAGUGAAAAACUUGCUUUGUCUUUUUACCUCAUCAGAUCUCCUCAAACACCUCGAAAUAUACGGAUUGUCAAGAACCUGAGAAUGUGUGAGCAUUGCCAUGGGGUUGCCAAAUUGGUCACUAAGACGCAUGGGUGUGAAAUAUAUUUAAGUGAUUCGAAAUGCAUACACCAUUUCAAACAUGGGAUGUGUUCUUGUGGUGACUAUUGUUUUGGACCAUUAGAAGCUGUAGAGGCUUUUAAAGAACUGAAGCUCUGUCUUUGUAGAAUCACAUCAUUUAGUUACCUGGAUGCUCAAUUAAAUUCAGGAAUUACUAUUGUGGUCGCUGAAAUUGCAAACUACCGUAAGAGUUUCGAGAAUUCUGGAAAACACAUCAUAUCUGUCGGGCCAUGGGGAGGUCAAGAUGGAGUUCACUGGGAUGAUGGAGUUUACUCCACAGUAAGGCAAUUGGAGAUAACUCAUGGAGCUGAAGUAGUUUCGAUUAGGAUUGAAUAUGAUAGGAGUGGGGCCUCAGUUUGGUCAGAAAAGCAUGGUGGCAAUACAGGGGCUAAAACUGACAAGGUCAGGCUUGAUUACCCAGAUGAGUUCCUAACUUCAAUUCAUGGACAUUAUGGUAGCUUACAAGCAUGGGGACCAGUCUUUCUUCGAUCACUUACUUUCGAAAGCAAUAAAAGAACUUACGGGCCUUAUGGCAUUGAACAAGGUACUUAUUUUUCAUUUCCAACAAGUGGCAAGAUUGUUGGCUUCCAUGGAAAUUGUGGCUGGUACCUGGAUGCUAUUGGCGUUUAUUUGGAGCCUAUUCAUAAACCUAUUGCUUCAAAUUCUAUCGUUCAGUCUCGGAAUUAUGGUUUCCAUCAGACUGAGAAGUGUGAAUACUCGAUGAUCCAAGGAGGCCUUGGUACAAACUAUGAACUUAUUGUUGCUGUUAGAAACAAGGAUGAUCGCAACAAUUCUCCCGCAUAUCACCUCUCAAGGCAGACUUCUCGUGACUCCAGCUAUGCAAAACCCAAGAAUGAGAUUGCACGUGUAAACUCCAACAAAAUUGAGAGAGUCCCCUCUAAAAAUGUCAAAGGAGUUUUGACAUAUGGACCAUGGGGUGGUAAUGGUGGAAGCCUAUUUGAUGAUGGGGUCUAUGAUGGCAUCAGGCAAAUUAAUUUAUCACGCAAUGUGGGAAUUGUUUCUUUAAGAGUUUGCUAUGAUCAAAAUGGGCAAGCUGUCUGGGGAAGCAAAAAUGGAGGCACUGGAGGAUUUAAAAAAGAUAAGAUUGUGUUCGAUUACCCAUCAGAAAUCUUGGCUCACGUAACGGGCUACUAUGGACCUACAAUGAUUAUGGGCCCUGAAAUCAUCAAGUCACUAACUUUUCAUACUACAAAGAGAAAAUAUGGCCCCUAUGGAGAAGAAGAAGGGAAGCACUUCUCAACUCAUUUGAAAGAAAGAUCGCUGAUUGUUGGAUUCCAUGGAAGGAAUGGAUUGUUUAUCGAUGCAAUCGGCGUCCAUGUGCUAGAAGGGAAAGCUGUGCCUGCAUCAAAUCCUCUCUCCAACAGCGACCAAAAUGCAGGAUCCCCCACCGAGUCCAAAAACAAAAUUCCUACAUCAAAUUCCACCUCCAUGUCCAACAACCAAACUUCAGUGUUAAAACACAAAGCUGAUAUUCCCCAAUGGUUUUCAAAAAUAGGAAAGCAAGCACAAAACGGGGAGGUUGUCGAACGACUGGUGAAAGAUCCAGCUCCAUAUGGACCUGGUCCAUGGGGUGGAAAUGGUGGAAAGCCCUGGGACGAUGGAGUAUUCUUUGGGAUUAAACAGAUCAAACUAACAAGAAUGGAGGCCAUUUGCUCUAUUGAAAUUGAGUAUGAUCGAAAUGGGCAAUCUGUUUGGUCAGUAAAACAUGGUGGCAAUGGUGGACAAAUAACUAAUCAGGUAAAGUUGGAAUAUCCUCAUGAAGUAUUAACUUGCAUAAGUGGAUAUUAUGGUCCUAUCAGCAAGGACCAGGGAACAGAAGUCAUAAAAUCCUUGACAUUUUAUACAACUCGGAAAAAAUACGGUCCAUUUGGUGAAGAGUUGGGUGGUUUUUUCACAUCAAAUACCACAGAAGGGAAGGUGGUUGGCUUUCAUGGGAGGAGCGGCAUGUAUUUGGAUGCGAUUGGAGUUCACAUGCAACAUUGGUUAGGAAAUAAAAGAUCAUCUAAGAACUCAUCUGUCAUGAAAAUGUUCUCCUGAUUAGAAGUUAUGAUCCAAAUAAUGGAGUCCUAUCGGUAUAUUGAGAAUCAUCAUCAAAUUUCUAUUUAGUGUUAACUGAGUCUGUUCUACAUAAAAUUGUAAUUUGCAGCUGCAAAUGUAGUCGAAAUGUGUAACAAUAACGGUUAUUAUAUUCAAUGAAUUAAGCUUGUUGGCGAAAA